CCCUCUGCCGCAUAAGUAGUCAGAGAGCCGACCUACUGAGAGCGGUGAGCUCGGCUGCGACAUCCGCUGCUCCUGGAGGAGGGUCUCUGCGCCGGCACCUGCGGCUGCAGGGCAUCUGUAUAGCGUGGAAGACCGCGCCGCUUGCCUCUAGGCCUGCCUGUGAGCCUGCCUGUGGGCCUGCCUGUAGGCCUGCCUGUGAGCGCGCCCCGCCACCGAGCAAGAAAAUCACAGCCCUGGUCGCGGACCGAGGACCAUGACGUCCGCCAUCCAGGCCGCGCUGCUCGGCGCAGUGCUGGUGGCCGCUGUGUCAGCCGCGGUGGAGCCAAGCGACCCCCUGGUGCAGCUGGAGAAGGGCGCCGUGCGGGGCACCACCACGCAGAGCGACAGCGGCAGGACCGUGUUCGCCUUCAAGGGCGUCCCCUACGCCCGGCCGCCCGUCGGCAAGUACCGGUUCAAGGACCCCAAGCCGACCAAGCCUUGGCAGGGAGUGUGGGACGCCACCCAGUUCCCCCCCAAGUGCAUGCAGUUCGACCGCUACCCCGUGUCGGCCGUGGUCGGCGAGGAGGACUGCCUCUAUCUCAACGUCUUCACGCCAAGGCUCCCCGCUGCCGGCGCCCCCCUCCUCGACGUGCUCGUGUGGAUUCACGGCGGAGGCUUCAUGUUCGGCGGCAGCUCCGACUGGGGCCCUGAGUUCCUCCUCGACAAGGACGUGGUCCUGGUCACCAUCAACUACCGCGUCGGCCCGCUGGGCUUCCUCAGUACGCAGGACGAGGUGGUGCCGGGCAACAUGGGGCUCAAGGACCAGUCGGCGGCGCUGCGCUGGAUCCAGGGCAACAUCGCGGCGUUCGGCGGCAACCCCAACAGCGUGACGCUGUUCGGGCUGUCGGCCGGCGGCGCGAGCGUGCACUACCACUACCUGUCGCCCCUGUCGGCGGGCGCCUUCCACCGCGGCUGGUCGCUGAGCGGCGCCGCCCUCUGCCCGUGGACCCAGCAGGAGGAAGCGGCGGCCAAGGCCGUGCGCCUCGCCGGCCUCCUGGGCUGCCCCACCGACGGCGUGACCAGCCGCGACCUGGUGGCCUGCCUGCGCCACCGCCCCGCCAGGGCCAUCGCGGCCGCCGUGCCGGCCUUCCAGGACGAGGCCGAGAUCCCCUUCUCGCCGUUCGCCCCCGUGGCCGAGCCCGCGGGAACGAUGGGCGCCUUCGUGGACAGGCCGCCCAUCGACGUGCUGAGGCAGGGGCUGGCCAACGACGUGCCCUGGAUCGUCGGCAUCACCACGGAGGAGGGGCUGUUCAACGCAGCCGAGUUCCUGGGCGCCGGACAGUCCCACAAGCUGCAACGCCUGGACCAGGAUUGGCUGCGUCUCGCGCCACUGCUGCUGGACUACAACGACACCGCCGGCACCGAGGCGCAGAGAGACGCCGUCAGCCGCGCCAUCCGGGAGCACUACAUCGGCCAAAGGCCUCUCAGCGCCGCCACCAACGAAUUCGUCGCGAUGGUGGGCGACCGCAUCUUCAACGCCGGGGUGGAGCAGGCGGCGCGCGAGCAGUCCCAGGCCAACAGCCAGCCCGUGUACGUGUACUUGUACGGGUACCGGGGCGAGAACAGCCUCAGCGGCGCCAUCUCCAAGCCCAAGGACACCAGCGACUGGGGCGUGAGCCACGGCGACGACGCGGCCUACCUGUUCCGGUGGGAGUGCCUGCCCACGGGGGGCAACCCGCAGGAGCUGGAAGUCCGGAAGCAGCUCAUCAGCAUCCUCACGACGUUCGCGAGGACGGGGGUGCCGUCCGGCCUGCCGGGGUCGCCCGGCUGGGCCCCGCUGGACCCCGCCUCGCAGGACCUCUACAUCCUGCGCAUGGACAAGAAUGCCGAACUGAUCUUCGACAAGGUGCCCGAGCUGGGUCAGACGGCCUUCUGGAACUCGCUGCCAAUCAGCGAGAACGCACCCGACCUGGUCAGCGCUCGCGACGAGUUGUGAUGCACGGGACUGCGUCGACACUUGUCCCGAUUACAUUGCAUUUAUUAUUACAGCCAAUUCAAAAUCGUCACAUGUCUACUUAUCCUAGUUUUCUUAAGCAUUAAAUACACUAAGUUCUCCCUUU
Frankliniella occidentalis (western flower thrips) is the source of this 2099-nucleotide messenger RNA. RefSeq names its product venom carboxylesterase-6-like. The record is from RefSeq and is a predicted model, not a curated record. The transcript has 8 exons. NCBI's taxonomy places the organism in Eukaryota, Metazoa, Arthropoda, Insecta, Thysanoptera, Thripidae. The coding region runs from base 254 to 1975 and encodes 573 amino acids.